This is a messenger RNA of Canis lupus familiaris (dog), 5483 nucleotides long. RefSeq names its product XK-related protein 6-like. The coding region runs from base 1 to 783 and encodes 260 amino acids. Gene Ontology annotation, biological process: phosphatidylserine exposure on apoptotic cell surface; apoptotic process involved in development; engulfment of apoptotic cell. The record is from RefSeq and is a predicted model, not a curated record. Lineage: Eukaryota; Metazoa; Chordata; Mammalia; Carnivora; Canidae. Gene Ontology annotation, cellular component: plasma membrane. The transcript has 4 exons.
AUGGCGGCGAAAUCCGAUGGCGGUGGCGUGGGGGUGGGCUUCGCCCAGCUGCACAACCUGGACGAGGCGGUGGGCAGCGGCGGCGAGGAGGACGGGGAGCCCGGGGGAGGCGGCUGCGGCGGCGGCGGCGACGGCAGCGAGCCCGGCGAGAGCAGCUCGCUGCACAUCUGCCACUGCUGCAACACCUCCUCGUGCUACUGGGGCUGCCGCUCCGCCUGCCUGCGCUCCCUCCUGGGCAGGAAGCCGCGCCGCAGCGCCGCCGCCGCCGACGGGGGGGACCAGCCGCUGCAGCCGCCCGCGGCCGCCGGCGCGGACCAGCAGCCCCCGACGCCCGCCGCCCGGCCGCCGCCGCCGCCGCCGCCGCCGCAGGUGGAGCGGCCGUGGCUCGACUGCCUGUGGAUCGUGCUGGCGCUGCUCGUCUUCUUCGGGGACGUGGGCACCGACCUGUGGCUGGCCCUCGACUACUACCGCAAGGGGGACUACGGCUUCUUCGGGCUGACCCUCUUCUUCGUGCUGGUGCCGUCGCUGCUGGUGCAGAGCCUGAGCUUCCGCUGGUUCGUGCAGGACUACACGGGCGGCGGGCUGGGCGCCGUGGAGGGGCUCAGCAGCCGGGGCCCCCCCAUGAUGGGGGCCGGCUACGGCCACGGCGCGGCCCGCGGCGGCCCGGGGGCCUCGGCCACGCCGGGGGCGCAGCGCCUGUGCCGCCUGUCCGUGUGGAUCUGGCAGUCGGUCAUCCACCUGCUGCAGAUGGGGCAGGUGUGGAGCUCUAAGCGAAAGACAUGAGGCCUAAGACUGAGAUGAGUUUGUUUUGAGGCCAUCUGAUUUCUGACUAGAAGGUGUGCGAUCGCCUCGUCCUGAAACCACUGCAAACAGAAUGAUGUAAAGUCCUGUGAAGAAUGUUAGUGGUGUCAGUUAACUCUGCUUUAAUUAUCACAGGUUUGCAAUUUUUUUUGGUGAUGGCAUGUUCAGAAUCUUGGAUCCCUAAGUUGAGUGUGUUGGAAAUAUUUAGGAACUCUGGAAAUUAUUGCUUUGUGUAUAUAAUGACUUACUAGGACAAUCAGUAGCUUUAAUAAAAAAAAAGUCUAUAGAAGAACAGAUACUAUAAUUUUGUGUUUCUCAGUUGACAUGCAUGUCUCAAAUUCUCAUCUACCAGUAUUAGUGUCAUUCUCUGGAGAUAGUUAUAGUUUGAAGAUUUGGGGGCUGCCAUGUUUUCCCAGGCAGGUUAUGUCAUCCUCCCAUGCUGUGUUGGUCAGCUCCUUUUCCUUUCUAUCUACCUUGCAGGGUAGCUUACUUAGACCAGAGGUAAUUAAUGAUCAGGAGGAGACAAGUGACAGUCCUAUGAAUAGUCAUUAUAGAAUUUCAGCCUGGAAAUGACCUCAGAAUGGUCUGUAUUAGAAUAUGCAGAUUUUAUCCAAAUACACUUGUGACCAAAUGCUGCUGAUUUUUGAAUUGGAUAUUAUUAUAUAGGACAGAAGUGCUAAUGAGGAAAAAGAGUUGUUCCCUCUCUCCCCUAUUGUUGGGUGCAUGAAUCAGUGCGAAGUAAAAUGACCAAGAGAUAGUAUUAGUAUAAAAGGGAAGGAGGAAAAACAAAACUUUGAAUCUCCAAGAAGGAAUACUUCCCCUUAAAAAUUUGCAAGUUAGCUCUAUUCCACGUACCUGAACACACUAUUUUAAAACCAUAAACUCAUUUUCAUGUAGACCCAGAAUAUGAACUCUAGGGUAUGCUUGACCAGAGGAGUACCUGGAGAACUUGUUAUUUGACAGGAGAAUCAGGCAGUACCUGGGUGAGUCCAUGGUUGACUGCUGGGAUGAAGAGAUUUGAGGAACUUUGUGGAGGCAGUUUUUUUUGAUAGUCAAAUACAACAGCCUCCUUACACCUCUGACCAAAAUUGGGGAAAGAUUGCUUUUUAAGACUGUCUUUAGAACAACUUGAAAGAGGAGAAUUCAUUCAAGGAACUAUAGAGACUGGUAGCUCAGUAGAAUGUUAAUGUAUUUGUUUAUUGCAAGUUUUAUUAUUGGUAGAUUAUCCAAUAAUGUGAAAGUUUGUGUAUAACCAAAGUUUUCAUAACAUUUCUAUUAGAAGGCUUCUAGAAGCUAAAUAAGAUACCCUGUAGCAUAACCCUCACCCCUUUGCUUUAAGAAGAUUUGACUGAUAUAUAUUUAAUAGAUGGCACAACGAAAACAUGAGAUUUUUAAAAAUCAAAUUACAUUUUAAUUUAAAUGUGCAUUGCCUAUUUGCUGCUAGCUUUUUAAAAACCCUGCUUCUGUGAUACUUUUGUCAAUAGAGGUGUUUCCUCUAAGACAAUUCCAGCCACAAUAUUGACUGGGCCUCGGCAUUUGAUAUACCCAAAAGGAAUAAGGCAGACAGAAAAAAAACUUGGUCUCUACUGGAAUGAAUAUUUUAAAAGCCUUCUUAAAUUCUGAACACUUUGCGUACAAAGGAAAGAGACCCAAGAGAGGGAAAAAGUUAAGAGCCCAAGAAUAAAAAAUGGUGGUGAGGAUGGGGGAUAUACUCUUACAUAGUUAACCUAAGGUGUGAGGGAAAUUAAGUUCCUGGAGAGAUUAUGAGGCUUUAUAUGAAAUCCCUGGGACAGCAGACAUUCUAAUAUUCAGUUGGGUAGUUCACACUAGCAUGCAGUAGUAUUUUAAGGCUAGUGACAGUUGAUCUGGGGAAAUAUUAGUGUGUUUCUUAACAGUGAGUUUGACUUUUAUUUUAGCAUGUUAUAAAUGGGUGUGCAGCUCAAAGAUGAACAUCAUUCAAAAUAAGUGUCUUCAAUAUUAGAGAAAAUAUUAUUAAAAAAGGAUCUUUUGUCCCUGUUGUAUAACUUUAGAAAGUAAUGUAGAAUACAGAGCAUAAUAGAGAAGUGAUGGCAUGAAUGUAAUCAGUAUUUGAUGGUUGCUUUCUAGAAACUUCUAAAUAAAACGUGACUUUUGUUUAAUGUUGUCCUUAGUUGUACUGUAACAGAAUUUUAGUGGGAAAAUCUGUACCUUCAUGGGUCACCAUAUUCCAUAGUCUGGCACAUCACUGUGAAAGUUUAGAAGUCUGACUCAGUUUCCCCGAGGAGGAACAGAGUGUUGUAAAUUUUUGUACAGUAAGUACAUAGGGACCCACAGAGAAAGUGAGCCUAGAACAAUGAAUGGUUCUUUGUAUUUUGGUACCUUUAGACCCCUUAAUAAACGAGGGUAACUUUCCCCAACAAGACUGUAAUUUCUGAGGGUAGAGAGACUGCCCUGGUUGUCAGGUCAGGAAGCCCUGAUCUAAAAUAUCAUCUUCAUUUUUCUUCUGACCUUGCUUUGACUUUAUUGUCAUUCUGUCAGGGGUUCUCUGUGGCCUUUGAAGGGAGCUUCAAAUCUUGAAGGAUGUUUAUACUGCCUUGUUCCAUUGAACUGAAGCCACAAGUCCAGAGCUUUGUAAUAUAACGGAGCAAACCUUGACUACAAAGAGCUGCCCCACAAGUACAGUGGUAAAAAUAGAGCUGAGGCUCAAAAGUAUGGCACAGCCUUCUAGGUAGUACCUGCUUCCUGCCGGUGUAGGGGCGUUUACUCCAUAGUAAGUUGAGUAUUGAUGUUUUGUUUUUUAAAUGGACAUAUUUCUUCUAAAAUCCCUAAUUAUUAUAAAAGUUUUCUACCUAAGUCUCCCCUUUUUUUCUCAUAUGUUAGGAUGUCACAUUAAUGGUAUAAAAUGUGUAUUUCCAAUUAACAUAGUAACUGGGAACUUGCGAUUCUGUAACUUUGUGACUCUGAAAUUUAUAACACAUUCUCAGGAAAAUUGUUGAGAUUCCCAGAUAAUUCCUUCUCCAUUCCUUUCAAGUUCCUGAAUGUAUGAUUGUUUCCGAACCUUAUUAAGCCAUUUAUAAGAUUAGGCAAAACUGUCUUCGGUUCUAUUUUGACGCAGAAUGGAUACAUUUGAUUUAUCUUAUUAGAAAUGUGUUUUGACAGAAAAUUCUAUUUGAAUGGCUCUAAUCUUCACUUUGGAAUCUCAGAUCCCCUGCUUGUUAUGUUGUUCAUUGUGACUUUCCUGCCAAAAACAGCUUUGCUGAGAAGAUCAUCCUUGAAAAAUGAAGAAAUCUGAAGAAACUGAUUUGGGGAUUGAGUAAACAGAUGGAAGAGCACAGUCAGAUUGACAACUGCAGCACACUUUGGAAACAUCGUAGACUGCAUUGCUUUUGUACAUGAAACAAUUUGACUGUUUUAUGGCCUGGACCUAUAGAGCAAGAAAACCACCUCAUGAAAUGUAUCUUUGCCAUAAGAGAGCAUACUCUGGCCUCUAAAACCUUUCUGUCAGAACAGCCUGCUGGUGACUAGCUCACACUGAUGGAGAGAGCCCAGGGCUUUGCACAGGACUGGAAGUUAGACGUCAUGUUCUGGACUCAAAGGUGUUUGUAAAUUUCCCCUGGGAAUAUAGUGUUGGGGGCUUUUUUUUUUUUUUUUUUUUUUUUUUUUUUGGGAGGGGGGCUUUUUUAGCACCUGUCUCCCCCAUGCUUUGCAUGUCUCCCGAGAAAGGCACCCGAGCCCAUCUGUGCCCCGAUUCUUGUUCCCUGGCCAUCCGUUUCUGCACCAUUGACUUAAAGGUGGGGGAAAUGUGGAGCAUACAGGAUUCCAGCAUCCUGUUAAAUCCAUCCCGCUUAAUCCCUCCCAGGCAAUUGUAUUGCAUUUCCUUUUCAGCCUUUCUCAAUGUUGCCUAAGUUUGAGCCCCUUGAUUAGGUCAAGAUAGAAUGAAAACCCCACCAUUUCAGGCUUCUUCCUUCCCGUUGCCAUGUUUUGUCUGGCCCGUAAUGGGAGGUUUGCAAGUCAGCUUACUGUAAAAGAGUCCACUUAUGUCCUUUGCUCUCCAUCUCCCUUCCUGCACGUUCUGGUCUAGAAAUAAAGCAGAUCUAGACUUGGGGAUUUGGGCUGUGCAAAGUGUGCCUAUAGAAAUUCACAGCACUGUAUUUAGAGCUGCGGUGUUGACUGUCGUCUCCUUUGUACCUCUGCCCUGUGCUGGGCACUCUGUUGGGUGUGGGGGCCCUCUUCCUCUCCAGCAGCUGACUCUCUUGAAGCCAGGAGUAGACCUCAUGGUGCCAUAGGUACAGAGAAAACCACAGCUGACCUCUGUGAGAGCUUCCUAGUUCUGGGGUCAUGAGUUCAUGAGGCCAAGUUACCAAGAUCUUUGUGUCCUGCCCUGGACCCUAGUCAAAGCUGGGCACAUGCAGAGAAAGUCAUCAUGUCAAUAGGAUUUUGAAAGCAAGACUUGUCCAAAAAUAGACCACAUUUCAGGGUAACCAUGAAUCCACAUUGACUGUCCUGGUAUGUCUUACUUUAAACAAAAUAAAGAGUAUCUCUUAAAAACACUACCAAAUUACCGUGAUGUGCAAAAUGUGAUAUUACUCCAAAAAUAAUUUUUACAAGUGGCUUUCAGAAACGUGCAAAUGUAUUUUGUGUAAAAGAGUAUAUACUGUGUGUAACAAUUUUCUGAUUCUUGCUCUAAUAAAUAUUAAACUUAA